Manihot esculenta (cassava) is the source of this 1700-nucleotide messenger RNA. RefSeq names its product homogentisate 1,2-dioxygenase. Gene Ontology annotation, molecular function: homogentisate 1,2-dioxygenase activity. NCBI's taxonomy places the organism in Eukaryota, Viridiplantae, Streptophyta, Magnoliopsida, Malpighiales, Euphorbiaceae. Gene Ontology annotation, biological process: L-phenylalanine catabolic process. The transcript has 9 exons. The record is from RefSeq and is a predicted model, not a curated record. The coding region runs from base 88 to 1512 and encodes 474 amino acids. Gene Ontology annotation, cellular component: cytoplasm.
GCCCCGCUGAAAUUUCUCUCUUUCUUCCUCUCUUUCUUUCCUAUAUCAGAGACCCGCCAAAAACACCGUUUCUUUACUUAUUCCAUCAUGGAGAAUGCACAAAGCGUCCCGGAGAAGACAAGCUCCAACCACCACAAUCGUCAAGGGGUCAACAAAACCGAUGGCCGUGAUUUCCCCUCCGACGACCACGAUUACCAAUCAGGAUUCGCCAACAGCUUCGAGUCGGAGGCUAUCCCUGGAGCCUUGCCUCAUGGCCAGAAUAGCCCUCUUGUGUGUCCUUAUGGUCUUUACGCCGAGCAGUUCUCUGGGACCUCCUUUACUUCACCUCGCAAGCUUAAUCAACGCAGUUGGCUAUAUCGAAUUAAACCAUCGGUUACCCAUGAACCGUUUAAGCCUCGGAUUCCAAGUAAUGGGAAGCUAGUGAGCGAAUUUGACAAGACAAACAGUUGUGCAACGCCUACUCAGCUGCGGUGGAAGCCUGUGGAUAUCCCCGACUCCCCAACUGAUUUUGUUGAUGGAUUAUACACAGUUUGUGGGGCUGGUAGCUCCUUUCUCCGCCAUGGAUAUGCUAUUCACAUGUACGCAGCUAACAAAUCGAUGGAAAACUGUGCUUUCUGCAAUGCUGAUGGUGACUUCUUGAUAGUUCCCCAGCAAGGAAGGUUAUGGAUCACUACUGAAUGUGGAAAGCUGCAAGUCUCUCCGGGUGAAAUUGUUGUUUUACCUCAAGGAUUCCGUUUUGCUGUAGAUUUUCCGGAUGGUCCAUCACGUGGUUAUGUUGCUGAGAUUUAUGGUACCCAUUUCCAGCUUCCUGAUCUUGGGCCAAUAGGUGCUAAUGGUCUUGCUGCUUCAAGGGAUUUUCUUGUUCCUAAGGCCUGGUUUGAGGAGUGUUCUCGUCCAGGAUACACUAUCAUACAAAAGUUUGGUGGAGAACUAUUUACUGCAAAACAGGAUUUUUCUCCUUUCAAUGUAGUUGCCUGGCAUGGUAAUUAUGUUCCAUAUAAAUAUGAUCUCAAAAAGUUUUGCCCCUAUAAUACUGUGUUGAUUGAUCAUAGUGAUCCAUCAAUAAAUACAGUUCUGACAGCACCAACUGAUAAGCCUGGAGUGGCGUUGAUUGACUUUGUUGUUUUUCCUCCUCGGUGGUUGGUUGCUGAGCAUACUUUCAGACCUCCGUAUUACCAUCGCAAUUGUAUGAGUGAAUUUAUGGGCCUGAUUUAUGGUGGAUAUGAGGCAAAAGCCGAUGGAUUCCUCCCAGGUGGUGCAAGUCUUCAUAGCUGCAUGACUCCACAUGGUCCUGAUACAAAGACAUAUGAGGCUACCAUUGCACAGGGGAAUGAUGCAGGACCGUAUAAAAUCACCAAUACAAUGGCUUUCAUGUUUGAAUCAGCUUUAAUCCCCAGAAUCUGCAAAUGGGCAGUUGAGUCCCCAUCUGUGGAUCAUGAUUAUUACCAGUGUUGGAUUGGACUCAAAUCCCAUUUUUCACAUGGAGCAGAUGCUAACAGCAAUGGCGUAUAAAAUGGACGCCAUGGUCAUGGAACUUGAAUGUAUUGUGGCUCAAAUGUGAUCAUCAAACAGAAAUACUGGGCGUGAGCUUUCCUUCUGCUCAAUUGUUCACUGUGCAGCAUGUAUAUACAGAAAGGAAUAAUUGAAAGGAACAUAAAUUAUAUUGAACUAUAGAAAUUGUUGUUUUUCUGUGUUCUGCA